This is a messenger RNA of Camarhynchus parvulus, 2721 nucleotides long. It is a transcript of the gene ARHGEF1, whose product is annotated as Rho guanine nucleotide exchange factor 1. Gene Ontology annotation, cellular component: cytoplasm. Gene Ontology annotation, biological process: G protein-coupled receptor signaling pathway. The coding region runs from base 22 to 2721 and encodes 899 amino acids. The transcript has 28 exons. Gene Ontology annotation, molecular function: guanyl-nucleotide exchange factor activity; G protein-coupled receptor binding. Lineage: Eukaryota; Metazoa; Chordata; Aves; Passeriformes; Thraupidae. The record is from RefSeq and is a predicted model, not a curated record.
CUUCUCGAGCGCGGAACCAGGAUGGAGCCGAAGGAGGGGGCCAACGGGCCCCCCAGCGCCCCCCCCGCCCCGCCCAUCAUCGGCGCCGAGGACGAGGACUUCGAGAACGACAUCGAGGCCCCCCCCGAGGAGGAGCAGAGCGGCCCCUUCCAGAGCCUGGAGCGGCUGCGGCAGCGCCCCCUGGCGCUCGCCGCCUUCCUGCAGCACUGCGUGCUCCAGUUCGACUCGUGCCCCGUGCUCUGCUACCUGCACGUGGACAUGCUGAGGAGCAUGAACCCCAAGGAGGGCCGGAAGCAAUUCCUGGAGUUCUGCCACCUGUUCCUGGACAAGGCCGGGCUCCUGCGGGUGCCCAUCCCGCACCACGUCCAGUUCGAGCUGGAGCGCACGCGCCCGGAGCUGCUCCCCGAGGAGGCGCAGCGCCGCUUCCUGCAGGACGUGCAGAGCCACCAGGAGCCCGAGGUGCUGCGGCAGCUCCAGGACUUCCGGUCCAAGCGCCUCAUGGGGAUGACGCCCGCCGAGCCCGAGCUGGCCGAGCUGGAGCGGAGCCGCGCCCGGGACCCCGCGGGGGCCGCAGCCCGGGAGCGGCAGCUGGCGGAGAGAGUGCUGGGGCGGCUGGAGGAGAUGCACCUCACCAUCUCGUCCGACGAGGAGAAAAGCUCCCAAAUUUUCGGCGCCAUCGUCUCCUACAUGAAAUUCCUGGGGCUGCGCACCAAGGGCGGCGACGGCAAAAAACCCAAAUCCAACUUUUUCCGAAAAAAGGUCUCGGGCAGGGACCCCCCGGCCAAGGCCCGCAGGGGCUUCAGCCUGGCGGGGGCGGCGCUCUUGGGGCGCGAGCCGCGGGGCGGAGGCGAGAAGCCCCCUCCCCACCCCGAGCGCAGGGGGGGUCCCCGGGGGGGCCCCGAUUUGGGGCUGGGGUCUCCCCGGGACCCCCCCCCGGGCGGGGACGGCGCCGAGGCCGAGCCAGGGUCGGAGCCCCCGGGACCCCCGGAAUUUGGGGAGCCCCGGAGCCCCCCGCGGGAGAGCAGCGCCCCCCGGAGGAGGGCGGGGACAGCGACAGCCGGAGCUGGAGCUGGAGCCGCCUGGAGCUGGAGCUUCAUGGCGCCCUGGCUCAGGCUGCCCCAGCGCGAGGUGCGGCGCCAGGAGGUCAUCAACGAGCUGUUCCUGACGGAGCACGCCCACGUGCGCAUGCUGCGGGUGCUCCUGGAGGUUUUUUUCCAGCCCAUGCUCCGUGAGGGAUUUUUCGACGAGCAGGAGCUCAACAACAUCUUCCCCAGCCUGGAGGACCUGGUGGAGGUGCACACCGUGUUCCUGGACAGCCUCAAGAGGCGACGGGAGGAGAGCGGAUUCAUCAUCGCCGAGAUCGGGGACGUGCUGCUGGCCCGGUUCGAGGGCGCCGAGGGCAGCUGGUUCCAGAAGAUCUCCGCGCGCUUCUGCAGCCGCCAGAGCUUCGCCCUGGAGCAGCUCAAGGCCAAGCAGAGGAAGGACGCCAGGUUCAGCCAGUUCGUCCAGGUAAAGCACCCCAAAAACAGCCCGAAAACAGCCCGAAAACAGCCCAAAAACACCCCAAAAAUAACCCCAAAACAGGGGGUGGUCCUGACCUCCGCGCCCCCCCAGACGCGGUGGGCGGGCGAGAGCGCCAAGGUGGAGCAGGCGGCCGAGUGCUGCCGCCAGAUCCUCAACCACGUCAACCAGGAGGUCCGGGACAUGGAGAACCUCAUGAAGCUCAAGGAUUACCAGCGCCGCCUCGACCUCUCCAGCCUGAAGCAGAGCACCGACCCACUGCUGAGCGAGUUCAAGAACACCGACAUCACCAAGCGCACCCUGGUGCACGAGGGGCCCCUGACGUGGCGCGUCACCCAGGUGCAGGUGCUGCUGCUGGACGACCUGCUGGUGCUGCUGCAGCGGCACGAGGAGCGGCUGCUGCUGCGCUGCCACAGCCGCGCCCUGGCGCCCGCCGGCCCCGAGGGCAAGCAGAUGCUGAGCCCGGUGAUCCGCCUGCGCUCGGCCAUGACCCGCGAGGUGGCCACAGACCACAGAGCGUUUUACGUCAUCGUGAGCUGGGAGAACUGGGCGCAGAUCUACGAGCUGGUGGCUCAGAGCGGCCAGGACAGGAAAAUCUGGUGCAGCAUCAUCAGCGACACCGCGGGGUCCCUGAAGCUCCCGGGGUCCCACCGGGCCAAGGGGGCUCGGGCAGGGGGCGGCACCGGCCCCCAGCCCCCCCUCGAUUACCGGGACCCCUCCGAAAAUGGGGGGGGGUCCCUGAAGGAGCCGCUGGGCCUGGACGACCGUGACAAGGACGGGGCGGUCGAAGGCACCGAAUUCGGGAGGGGGUCCCGCGAGCGGGGGGGGCUGGGGGCUGCCCCGCCCCCCCCGCGGCCUCCCCGAGGGGGGGGGGCUGGCGGCCGGCGCCCUGCAGAGAGUCUCGGAGCUGCGGCGGCUGCUGGGGGCGCCCCUCCCCCCGCCCGGGCCGGAUUUGGGGGGGGGUCCCGGGGCGGCCCCGCCCCCCCCCGAGCAGGAGCGGCGGCACGCGGGGGAUGGGGCCGAGAGCGACGGGGACCCCGAGGGGGGCGCCGCAGCAGAGAUUUGGGUUCCCUGGGGGGGUAUUUUGGGGGGAGGGGCGGCACCAAACUUUGGGACGCGGCAAAAGGGAGGGGCCAAAAAGGGGGGGCUUACGGAACAGUGGGCGUGGCCACGGCAGUAAAUCGGGGGCGGGGCAGGUGA